UCCCUCUCCAUGCCUUUUGUCUCUCUUCCUUUACUUCUUCCUCUCCUUUCCCUUCAUCUAUUUAUAUCUUUCCUUCCAAGCUCAAUCCACACAAAGACUAGGGUUUGCAAAGUAAAGAAAAUAAAAACUUGGGUUUUCUACGUCUUCUUCUUUCUUCUUCUCUUGUCUAUAAUGGCUCCCGCGGCUUCUACAAGAUGGUCUCCGACACCAGAGCAGUUGAUGAUUCUAGAAGAGAUGUAUAGAGGUGGAGUUAGAACCCCAAAUGCUACUCAAAUCCAACAGAUUACUACUCACCUCUCUUUCUAUGGAAAGAUUGAAGGCAAAAAUGUAUUCUAUUGGUUCCAAAACCACAAGGCUAGGGAAAGGCAGAAGCUUAGGAGGAAGCUAAGUAAACAACUUCAGCAACAACAACAACAACUCUUUCAUCGUCAUCAGAUGCAACAAAAUAAUCACCUUGUUCAUUUCUUUGAUUCUUCUGUCUCUCCUGGUCUUUCCUUCUACAGCCCUAAUACAGGUUUUCUUCCUCAGCUGGUUGGAAUAUUAGAUCAAGAUGGACAGACAAAGGUUAUGAACUACACAUGGAAUAAGGUGGACGUCCCAGAAAAAGGAGGGAUGAUGGACAAGUCCAUGAUGAGCAUGUAUGGCAGUGAUUGGCUGAUGAUGAUGGAUGUGAGUCCCCCUCUUUCUCCAUGUUGCAAAAGGCCACCUCCUAAAACUCUUGAACUCUUCCCAGUCUCUGCCUCAAAUCUCAAAGAAGAAUGCAAGCUGCAGGAGGCACCAACCCAGCAAAACCCAUGUUCUGUCUGAAAACCCUAGCUAGGGUUUGAUGCCGCAGAAUUUUUUUAUAAGCUUUUAGGCUCUAGGUGUACUUUAGUUAGUUUCUAUUGCCUUGGUUUUUGUAAUAAUAUUGCAAUGUGUAUGUUGGGCACUGGAACUGAAGAAAAAAGAUCUGAAUUG
Messenger RNA from Rubroshorea leprosula, 957 nucleotides. Lineage: Eukaryota; Viridiplantae; Streptophyta; Magnoliopsida; Malvales; Dipterocarpaceae. The record is from the annotation of a GenBank genome assembly.